Molecule: messenger RNA, 1545 nt
Organism: Trichoderma virens Gv29-8
Lineage: Eukaryota; Fungi; Ascomycota; Sordariomycetes; Hypocreales; Hypocreaceae
Exons: 3
Coding region: 1-1545 (514 amino acids)
Molecular function (GO): NADP binding; flavin adenine dinucleotide binding; N,N-dimethylaniline monooxygenase activity
Source: RefSeq, a predicted model, not a curated record
AUGCCUCAAAGCUCGGGCAUCGUGAACCCGCUCUUCCAUCCGCUGCUCUUCCUCUACCAGCUGCUGCAAUGGAUCCUCGAUAAAGCUCUUUCGCCGAACCCUCCUCGCCAAAAUGACCAAUUGAAGCGUCCUAAGAUUGCCAUUAUCGGGGCUGGACUGACGGGUGUUUCGGCGGCUGCUCAUUGCGUGGGCCAUGGCUUUGACGUGACCAUUUUUGAGGCCGGUUCGAGGGAUCGACUCGGCGGCAUUUGGAGCAGAGUCAAUGACACAUCUGGCCUCCAAAUUCACUCCGUCAUGUACCGCUUCCAUCCCUCCGUCAAGUGGGAGCGCGGCUAUCCCAAUCGCAAGCAGAUUGUCGGCCAAAUCGAGCAACUCUGGAAGCGCUAUGAUUUGGAAAAGAAGACCAAGUUCGAUACCAAAGUCAAGGGUCUCAAACAAGACGAUCAAGGUCGAUGGCUCGUCAACAAUGACCCUUCACUUGGACAGUUUGACGGCUUGAUCGCGGCCAUUGGAACUUGUGGUGACGCCAAGAUGCCGCAUAUCCCGGGCAUGGAAGAAUUUAAAGGAGAGAUUUAUCACUCGAGUGAUCUGACGGGAAAAGAUGCCAAGGACAAGCACGUCGCCAUCAUCGGAGGAGGUGCAUCAGCUGUGGAAGCUCUCGAAUUUGCCUUUACUGCCGGAGCAGCCAAAGUAUCCAUCCUUUCUCGAUCUGACAAAUGGAUCAUCCCACGAAACAUGAUUGUAGACACAUUGCUCAGCCUCAACAUCUUUGGUCAAGAGACUCUCUUUUCCUUCAUCCCCGAGUUUCUCCUCCGCAAGCUAUUUUAUCGAGAUCUCGAAGAUUUAGCUCCUACCCACGACAAGGGCAUCUUCAUGGGCACGCCAAUGGUCAACUCAGACGUCAUGGACAAGCUGCGUCAAGGCAAGGCAGAAUGGGUCCGCGGCGAUAUUCUCGGCUUCACCAGCCGCGGAGUCACAGUCAACCGCCGCUCCCGAGGCGUUCCCAAAGACGGCCCCGGCCACGAAGAGCUCAUCAAGGCCGACAUUGUCGUCAUGGCCACGGGCUUCAAGCGGCCGUCGCUGGCGAUUCUCCCCGACGACUGCUUCGGCGACCCGUACGGCCCGCCAAACUGGUAUCUGCAGACGUUCCCCCCCGCGCAUCCGUCCGUCUCGGCCAUCAACUCGACUUUUGUCGAAGCCAUUGGAACUGUUGGAAACUGGCACAUCGGCAUCUACACACGCAUUCUCCUCAUGUUCCUGCUGGACCCCCUGACGCGGCCGAGUCGAUGGUGGAUGGAGCGCUGGAUCGACAUGACGCGCACACUCAAGAAGCUCAGCCCAACGGGAGCGUUUGACUUUUUCACGUAUCUGGAGCUCGUCUGGUGGUUCGUGUUUUGCGUGGCGUUUAACCCGUUUCGCUGGAAGUGGGCGCUGUUUGUGUUUACCGGGGUGGGCAUUGGGAUUCCGAAUGCGAUUAUUGCGCAGGAGAAGAAGAUUAUGAAUAGAGAAGGAUACCAGAAUAGAGAUGAGGGUGUCAGCUUUUAA